Messenger RNA from Blastomyces dermatitidis ER-3, 1962 nucleotides. Its product is annotated as 25S rRNA (uracil2634-N3)-methyltransferase. The record is from RefSeq and is a predicted model, not a curated record. Gene Ontology annotation, biological process: rRNA base methylation. NCBI's taxonomy places the organism in Eukaryota, Fungi, Ascomycota, Eurotiomycetes, Onygenales, Ajellomycetaceae. Gene Ontology annotation, molecular function: rRNA (uridine-N3-)-methyltransferase activity. The transcript has 2 exons. Gene Ontology annotation, cellular component: cytoplasm. Bases 198 to 1640 code for a protein of 480 amino acids.
UCAGAUUCUAUCAAAACCUUCCAGCAACGUCCGCCUCCAUCAAUUUCACGCGCACCAAGCUCAAUCAAAUAUCCAACAAGUUACCUUACCUUGUAACCUUGAUAAUCCCACAUUUUCGUGCAUUUCAUAUUCACAUUUUUUUAUUUCUCUUUCUCUCUGUUAUUUAACGUGAUCGUCCAAGAUAAUCAAUCCCAAAAAUGGGCAAGUCCAAAAAGCCACGCAUCACCAACUUCCACCACCUUGAUAGACACAAAAGUAGAAGUUCUACAGCUGCUGUCAAUUCAAGAGCUGGUGGUGCUGGCCCCGGUGGGCCUAAGAAAAUGAAAAGCUUCUCGAGAGUUUCAACGUCUGCACCGGCUUUCAAAGAUGCCCAGGGGAGCGGGAGUGCAAAGGAGAAACCAAACUCGAAGAAUGCGAAUGCAAAUGCAAAUGCAAAUGCACAGAGUCGGCCUCCGACAAUUCCAUUUCAGAAGCGAGAUCGGAUUUUGUUGGUUGGAGAAGGAGAUUUCUCAUUUGCCCUGUCUCUUGCGGUGCAUUACGGCUGCAAAAAUCUGCUUGCCACCAGCUACGAUGCUGAGCAGGCACUUUAUGAGAAAUAUCCACAGGCAAAGUUGCAUAUUGAGAAGCUAUGUUCGCGUGGUUCAGAAACGUCUUCGUCGCCGUCUAAAAUCUUGAAACGAAAGAGGGAACAGAUUGAAGGUUUUGAAAGUGACGAUCGCAAUAACGAGGAAAGGGAGGAGCGGGACGCGAAGGAUGAGAAUCUGAAUCCGAAAACUCAAGAUAUAGAAAAGCGCCCAGAGACACAAGAUGCCAAGAACCAGGUCCCGAAAGUCCUCUUCUCCAUCGAUGCCCGUAAACUAGGCUCCGGACCUGCUGGCGGAGGCCAGGCUAUACGCAACGGAUUCCCUCGCGCCACCGCUCCCUUGCCCGCUGGCAAAAACAAAAAUCACCGUCCAUGGAAGGACGCUAUUAAUUCCCCCCAACAUCAAAACCACCAGCAACAUACCGGCCGCGGCGGUCCCUGGGACAUAAUCUGCUUCAACUUCCCUCACGUCGGCGGCUUGAGUACAGAUGUAAACCGGCAGGUACGCGCGAACCAAGAGCUACUCGUCUCGUUCUUUAAAGCGUGCAUACCGCUCCUUUCAGAGCCGGUGGUGCUGCCCACUACUUCCCAGGAUGGGGAUGAUGGGGAUGGAGAUGAGUGUGACGAUGACGAUGAUGACUGGCCUGACUCCCAUUCCGAACCUAGCACCGGCAGUGAUAUUGAGAAGGAAGAGAAACAACACCCACGCACAACCCCAGGUCAAAUCCUCGUCUCCCUCUUCGAAGGGGAACCUUAUACGCUCUGGAAUAUCCGCGACUUGGCGCGCCAUGCGGGCUUGCGUGUCGUUACUAGCUUCCGGUUUCCCUGGGCUAGUUAUCCUGGUUACUCGCAUGCGCGUACGAUUGGAGAGAUCGAGAAGCGGAAUGGUGGUCCGGGGAGGGGUGGGUGGAGGGGAGAGGAUAGGGAGGCGAGGAUGUAUGUUUUUGAGAAGAGAGGGGCUGAGGGAGUUGGGGGAGCGGGUGCUGCUGGCGGGAAGAAAAGGAAGAAAGGGGGUAAGGGGAGAGGUGGGGAGAAUAGCGAUGAUGAUAGUGAUUAAGCGGGUUUAGCUCUUUGGGCCGUUAUGGUUUUGAUGUUGGUGUAUAUUAUUUUUGGUGAAGCAUCUCCGGAAAUGACUAUGCCUUCGAAGCGAUGGCGGGAAUUAUAACUUCGAUGAUGUUAUAUAUAUAUGUAGAAAUAUGUAAUGAUAGCAACUAUUAAAAGUAUGUGCCUAGUAUUGAGAUAUGUGCGAUAAGUGAAACUCCAAAUAGAGGGGAAAUCCCAUUCCUUCCCAGCCAUCCCUCCCUUAAAACGCCAUGGACGGGUAAAAAAAGCAGAAUUCUUAAAGAAUAAAUAAAAUCAAAAAAUGCUAUGAAAUAUAA